AUGGAACACCCGCUCUUUGGCUGCCUCCGCAGCCCCCACGCCACCGCGCAAGGCUUGCACCCGUUCUCCCAAUCCUCUCUCGCCCUCCAUGGAAGAUCUGACCACAUGUCCUACCCCGAGCUCUCCACGUCUUCCUCGUCUUGCAUAAUCGCGGGAUACCCCAACGAGGAGGGCAUGUUUGCCAGCCAGCAUCACAGGGGGCAUCACCACCAUCACCACCACCAUCAUCACCACCACCAGCAGCAGCAGCACCAGGCUCUGCAGGCCAACUGGCACCUCCCGCAGAUGUCCUCCCCGCCGAGCGCGGCUCGGCACAGCCUCUGCCUGCAGCCGGACUCGGGAGGGCCCCCGGAGCUGGGAAGCAGCCCGCCGGUCCUGUGCUCCAACUCCUCCAGCUUGGGCUCCAGCACCCCGACCGGGGCCGCGUGCCCGCCAGGGGACUACGGCCGCCAGGCGCUGUCACCCGCGGAGGCGGAGAAGAGAAGUGGCAGCAAGAGGAAAAGCGACAGCUCAGACUCCCAGGAAGGAAAUUACAAGUCAGAAGUCAACAGCAAACCGAGAAAGGAAAGGACAGCUUUUACCAAAGAGCAAAUCAGAGAACUUGAAGCAGAAUUUGCCCAUCAUAAUUAUCUGACCAGACUGAGGCGAUAUGAGAUAGCAGUGAAUCUGGAUCUCACUGAACGACAGGUGAAAGUGUGGUUCCAGAACAGGCGAAUGAAGUGGAAGAGAGUAAAAGGAGGACAGCAAGGCGCUGCCGCUCGAGAAAAGGAACUGGUGAAUGUGAAAAAAGGAACACUCCUCCCUUCAGAGCUCUCGGGAAUCGGUGCAGCCACCCUCCAGCAAACAGGGGACUCGCUAGCAAACGAAGACAGCCACGACAGUGACCACAGCUCUGAGCAUGCACACUUAUGA
Messenger RNA from Rangifer tarandus platyrhynchus (Svalbard reindeer), 912 nucleotides. The record is from the annotation of a GenBank genome assembly. Lineage: Eukaryota; Metazoa; Chordata; Mammalia; Artiodactyla; Cervidae.